Acanthoscelides obtectus is the source of this 603-nucleotide messenger RNA. Lineage: Eukaryota; Metazoa; Arthropoda; Insecta; Coleoptera; Chrysomelidae. The record is from the annotation of a GenBank genome assembly.
AUGGAGGCCAAGCGGAUAUGGCAAAGCAUGUAUAAAUUUCCGACAGCAAUUGGUGUAAUUGAUUGUACACGUAUAGGAAUUCUGAAACCAAAUCAACAUGGAGAUGAGUAUAUCAACCGAAAAGAGGAACCUACUUUAAAUGUGCAAGCCACUUGCGAUGCCAGAGAGAUGUUCACAAGUGUUGAUGCCAGUUGGCCUGGAUCAGUGCAUGAUUCCAAAAUAUGGAGAAAUUCACAGACUAGAUCACAACUAAUAAAUAAAGUAAAUGUACUACUUGGCGAUGACGGUUAUGGUACUGAGCCAUGCCUCAUGACUCCCUUCAGAAAUCCUACUCCAGGUGCAGAAAUAAAUUAUACUAUGCGACACGGUGGUAACUGUGCCAACGGCGGUAACGAAGAUGCCGACAUUGCAUAUUCGCUUUACAGCAGCCGUGGAGAUUACGCGCACAACGCUGUAAAUGAAUUCUUGGAGACAGAGCACAAUAUGAGUGACGCUGAGCCGGGCAUAAUGCCGGAUUCAGUGUUCCAUUUAUACCGAACUCGUUCUGUAGCCUGGAUAGUGGCGGGCAAUUGGCCGGCCAGCGGAGGAAAGAGGGGUCCUUAA